Molecule: messenger RNA, 1122 nt
Organism: Vicia villosa (hairy vetch)
Lineage: Eukaryota; Viridiplantae; Streptophyta; Magnoliopsida; Fabales; Fabaceae
Exons: 3
Coding region: 93-725 (210 amino acids)
Source: RefSeq, a predicted model, not a curated record
GUAUCCAGGCUCACACUUUACUUCACUCUCAAUCUUAAUUCUCUACUUUGAAGUUUUCAAUUUUCCAAUUCCAGUUCGAUCCGAAACGCAAAAUGGCGGAGAAAACACACGGAGUAACAGAAGAAGAAGAAGAGAACUUCAACCAAGAGAAGAAGAAAACGACAACGGAAAACCUAUACGACGUCGUUCAUCGUUUCAUAUCAGAACCUUCUCACACUGCAAAUCGGAUCAAAACCUCUCUCUCUCCUUUCAUCCCCGAAGCUUCUAGAAACUACACUCGCCGUGUUCUUCUCUGGUCUCGUCAAGGCUCUCCCUUCCGUCCUCUCCUUCUGAUUUCGGUUGGGACAAUCGCACUUGUUGCCUUGACAGGACUCGUUACCUUUAUCCUUCUCCUUCUGGUUGCAACUAUCAAUGCCAUCAUUGUCUCUCUUCUCAUUUCUUUGGCUGUAGCUGGAGGAUUCUUGGCUCUUUUCUUUGCUUUAGUUACAGCAACAUAUAUUGGAGCAUUAUCAGUGGCCAUAUUUGCUAUUUCCACAGUAACGUUUUGGACAACCGUGGCUAUUGUGAUAACUACAGGAUGGGUUGGAUUCUUAUAUACUGUAUGGUUGGUAACUAGAAAGAGCAUUGGAUUUGCAAAACAAUCGUUAAGCGCAAGUGGAUCAGCAAUUUCAACUUAUUCUGCGGCUUGGGGUAGCCGCAACCAUUUACACAAACAUUCCGAUUAGGAGCUGAGCUGUCACAGUUAGGAGCUUAUGCGAUAAGGUUACAUGCGGAUGCUGCAAAUAGAAAAGUUUCUUCUGUUGACUGGAACAUUCCUCAAUCCCACUCAGUGUUUGGUUUGGAUGGCUAUGAUUAUGUUUGUACUUAUGAGCUGAGAGCAGUGUGGAUAAAAAAAAAUGCUAGUAGUGUGUAUUAUGUUUCAAUUUAGGGUUGAAAAAGCAGUGGCUUUUCUUUGUUGGCCCGUGUUAUUACCCGGAGUAUUGUACAACCUAAUGCAUACAUGAAAUUGCAUUUGCGUCGUGAUUAAUGUAAUGCAAGGAUCUCCUUCUGUAUAUAUUUGUGUAGCUACCCAUCACUUAAAGAAUGGGGGGAAAGUAAAAAACAAGGGAAAUUCAGUUAAAA